Molecule: messenger RNA, 2982 nt
Organism: Frankliniella occidentalis (western flower thrips)
Lineage: Eukaryota; Metazoa; Arthropoda; Insecta; Thysanoptera; Thripidae
Gene: Hex-A
Product: hexokinase type 2
Exons: 9
Coding region: 128-1528 (466 amino acids)
Biological process (GO): glucose 6-phosphate metabolic process; intracellular glucose homeostasis; glycolytic process
Cellular component (GO): cytosol; mitochondrion
Molecular function (GO): fructokinase activity; glucokinase activity; ATP binding
Source: RefSeq, a predicted model, not a curated record
GAGGCGUCAGCUGAGAUCAGUCGUGAGACCCGCGCGCCCUCUCGAACACCUCGCCGUCGUCACCUGUGCGACUCGCAGCACCUCCGGCGCCAACAACAACCACCGCGGGAGGCACGUCGGCGUCGUCAUGAGGCAGACCGAGCAGAUCCUGGGAGGCAUCGAGGGCCUGGACACGGCCGAGGAGCAGGUCACCGUCAGCGUCCCGAUUCGUGAACGAUGCAAGGACCUAAUCCUCACGGACGAGGUGAUCGCCGAGCUCAUGCGGCGCAUCGCACGGGACGUGGAGAAGGGUCUCGGCAAGGACACCCACAAGGAGGCAGUCAUAAAGUGCUUCAUCACCUAUGUGCAGGAUCUUCCAAAUGGAACCGAGCGAGGAGAGUUUCUGGCUCUCGAUCUUGGCGGCACAAAUUUCCGAGUGUUGCUGAUUCACCUGGGUCAAAAUCAUUUUGAUAUGCAGUCUAAAAUCUAUGCAAUUCCUCAAUCCAUCAUGAUUGGUUCUGGAGAACAAUUAUUUGAUCACAUUGCUGAAUGUCUGGCUAACUUCAUGAAGGAACAUGAUGUUUACAGCCAUAAGCUACCUUUAGGCUUCACCUUCAGUUUUCCUCUCCAGCAACUUGGUCUGACAAAAGGUCUCCUAGAAACAUGGACAAAAGGCUUCAAAUGCAGCGGCGUUGUGGGUAACGAUGUGGUGCAGCUUCUCAAGGAUGCUAUCAAGCGGCGAGGGGAUAUUCAGAUCCAGGUCUGCGCCAUUCUCAACGACACAACGGGCACACUCAUGUCCUGUGCAUGGAAGAACCACAACUGCCGAAUAGGUCUCAUUGUUGGAACUGGGUGUAAUGUUUGUUAUGUAGAGAAGACUGAAAAUUGUGAAUUGUUUGAUGGAGAUGUAAAUGCCAAACCUGACUGUAUUGUGAAUACUGAAUGGGGUGCUUUUGGAAGUGAUGGUUCACUUGAUAUUGUGAUCACUGAAUACGAUCGAGAAAUAGAUGAAAAUUCCAUCAAUGCUGGAAAGCAGUUGUUUGAAAAAAUGAUCUCUGGAAUGUACAUGGGAGAGUUGGUCCGACUUGCAUUGGUACGGUUUACGAAAGAUAAAUUACUGUUUGGUGGUCAAGGCUCAGACUUUUUGUUCAAGAGAGGAAAUUUCUUCACCAAAUUUGUCUCUGAAAUAGAAAGUGAUAAACGUGGAAGUUUCAUCAACUGCCGAGAAGUCCUUGGUGAGCUUGGACUUGCACAUGCCACUGAACAAGACUGUGCAAAUGUUCGAUACAUCUGUGAAUGUGUUUCAAGACGUGCUGCUCAUUUGGUGUCUGCUGGUAUUGCUGUUCUUAUUAACAAGAUGAAAGAACCUAGUUUAACUGUUGGAGUUGAUGGUUCAGUAUAUCGUUUUCAUCCACACUUCCAUGACUUAAUGGUGGAGAAAAUCAAACAGUUAAUUCUUCCUGGUAUCAAGUUUGAUCUGAUGCUGUCUGAAGAUGGCAGUGGAAGAGGUGCUGCACUAGUAGCGGCAGUUGCAUGUAGAGAAAACUGAUGUUCUGUUAUGUUUAUUCAGGUUUUGUAAAUAUAACUAGAGAAUAUAUUGUAUAUGAGUGUAAGUGCGUAUGUGUGUGUAUUAGAGUGUAUGUAUUGAUGAGAGUGUGUAAUUAUUGUGUGGGUGUGUAAGAACUAUGAAUCUAGAAGAAGCGGGUCAGGUUACCAGCUACUAGUCUACCCACCACCUGUACUCCAACUGUCCUUACAUUUUGUUUAUUCAAUUACUUUUUACCGUUUUUUAAAUGAAAUAUUAUUUUUUUGUAUCUGUAGAGGAUUUGGUUGGUUUUACUUAGUGUUCUUUUGAAACAUGUAAUGAGGUUGGUUACUGUGCUUUACUCUGUAUAUUUUAAUAUGAAACUGAUUCAUCCACUAUGGCUGGAAACAAAUUUUUAAAUUGGCUUCUAUCUACUGUUGAAGGAAAGUAAGGCUGUGUAUCUGGCCCCUCUGUGGGAUUUUUUUUGGUAUAUUAUUGUACUUAGUUAAUUAAUGCACUUGUUAGUCAGAUAUAUUUUUUAUUUAUAUGAUCAAGUUGGGCUUAGUUUGUUUUAUCCCAUGGCAUUGGCUCAAUAUUUCAAAUGUCUUGUUGGCGCUGUUUACUGAUAAGUGCUUUGUCUCGUAUGUAAUUUAUUAAUUUCCUUGUAGAAUAGCUGGUGUAUAACCAAAUUUGCUCCUUUCAAGAUGAGUUUCUCUGCCCAAUCAUGAUGAAAUCAAUAUGGGCCCAUGAGCAUGUGAAUGCGUAAGUGUACUUAAAGUAGCAGCAUUCCGGUUUUAUUUGUUUUAAUUUUUUUGAAAAUGGAUGGACUGCUUGAAGCAAGGAGUCAACUUGCCAGAUAUUGUGUGGACCAGGAAAAUCAACACACACGUAGCAAAAUUACGUACUAGUCAUAAUAGCAUGGUAUUUGGUGGCACUGUGGACCAUGCCACUUAGUGCCAUGCGCCUCCCUGGCUCUGAUAUUUUAUCAAUUGUAUGAUGUUGAUAUGUUAUGUAUGUGUGCAUCUAUAUUUUUGUUGUAACUUAGUUCUCAAAAAGCAAUAGUUAAAAGUGCAUUGACAUGUUGUUUGGAUUAUGCAUUUCAUCAUGUUUUGCUGUAUCAAACAGAAGUCAUGUUCACAUGGUUAAAAUAAUCCACAUUACUUAAAAUACAUUGUAUGGUGCUUGUACCUAAUUUUUAUAGUGGCAAAUAACCAUAAUGUUUUAUUAACUGUGGAGUUGAGCAAGUUGUAAUGGAACAGACUAUGUCAAUAGUAUGUUGAGACUGGUGUUGUGUACGGCCUGAAGUUCUUUCAAUCAAAAAAUUGUCUGCCAGAAACUGCCAUCAAUUACAAACAGAUUUGUUCCUUAGACUUGAGACUGUGAUUUCUUUUGUCUCCAUAUCAAUGUGGAUUCAAUGUACAUGUUAGACCCCUAUAAAAUAAAGAAAAAAAGAAAAAACAUUUCCCAUAUAUAUUAUA